Panicum virgatum (switchgrass) is the source of this 1091-nucleotide messenger RNA. RefSeq names its product acyl-coenzyme A thioesterase 13-like. NCBI's taxonomy places the organism in Eukaryota, Viridiplantae, Streptophyta, Magnoliopsida, Poales, Poaceae. The coding region runs from base 363 to 848 and encodes 161 amino acids. The record is from RefSeq and is a predicted model, not a curated record. The transcript is spliced from 3 exons. Gene Ontology annotation, molecular function: fatty acyl-CoA hydrolase activity.
CUUGGAGGUCGUCGAGGUCGAGGGAGCAGUGCCAGGCGAGGGAGCGGAGGUCGGUGGCGACGACGCGGAGGGGGCCCUGGGAGUGGGCGUGGGCGUGGAAGAGCACGGGGCGGCGCGGGAGAGCAUCGGCGUCGUGGUCGCCGUUCUCCGGCCUGGCCUCGCCGAAGACGGCGGCCAUCCUGAUCUCCGCCGCCGCCGCCAUCUGGGUGGGAAGGCGUUACCUGCUUGCUGCUUGUUACGUGAGUUGCCUUUGAAAGCGUAAAAGGACGGAGGGCGUCUUCUCCCUCCCCUCUCCGUCGUCGUCCUCAAAUCGCAACCCAAGAACCGAUAAAUUAUUAGUAGUAGAGAAAGAGGGCAUCGGGAUGGCCUCCGGCACGCACGACAAGUCGCUGCUGACGGCGCGGCGGCUGCUGGAGGAGACCUCCCCGGCGGAGGCGGAGCAGCUGCCCAGCCUGCCCUCGGGGUUCUACGACGCCUUCGUCCUCAAGGGAAUCCGCGUCGUCCAGGCCCUCCAGCCCGGCACCCUUCUCUGCCACUUCACCGUCCCCUCCAGGCUACUCAACUCGGGCGGCUUCCUGCACGGCGGCGCAACCGCUUCCCUCGUCGAUCUGGUUGCCUCCGCCGCCUUCACCACUGCCGGCCUCCGCACCAGGGGCUCACCCCUCGAGAUGAACAUCUCCUACCUUGAUGCUGCUUUUGCCGACGAAGAGAUUGAUAUCGAGGCGAAGGUUCUGCGUGCUGGCAAGGCGGUAGGGGUGGCCGUCGUGGAACUGAAGAAGAAAUCUGGCAAACUCAUUGCUCAAGCCCGCUAUUCCAAGUAUCUCGGUGCAGCAUCUAGUAAACUCUGAUCUGACUGGAUCAAGGUGGCCUUGCGCCGUGGCAGCAUGUUGUGUUCUAUUGUUGUUAUUAUUCUCAUGAUGUUGCAAUGCCCCCUAAGCUAAGCAUAUAUGGUAGGUAGUAUGGUGUGGUGUGCUUGGCUUAUGUCUAUUUGACCGAAAACAGCUUCAUUUCUCUCUGCAGCACGGAUGGUAUUGUUUUGUUGUAUACUUCUACUAUCAGUCACUAUAUAGGAUAAUAUCUUUCUUGGCUCA